This is a messenger RNA of Saccoglossus kowalevskii, 633 nucleotides long. RefSeq names its product transmembrane protein 17-like. The record is from RefSeq and is a predicted model, not a curated record. NCBI's taxonomy places the organism in Eukaryota, Metazoa, Hemichordata, Enteropneusta, Harrimaniidae. Gene Ontology annotation, biological process: non-motile cilium assembly. Gene Ontology annotation, cellular component: ciliary transition zone.
AUGGCUGCCGACAUAGCGAAGCAGAAAUUUUCUUCGUUUGCUGAAUAUGUUUUCCCCGGGAUUACUGUGAGGGAUAGGCGACAAAAGCACGCCAUAAAUCCAGGCAAUGAGAUUGUAUCUAAUCUACCUCUGCAGAUGAUACUUUACUUCAAUGUAUUUUAUUUCCCAUUAUGGCUUAUUACAUGUGUAGUAAUGUAUGAAUUAAAGUUUCACUAUUUGGAUGAGUUCUAUAAGUUUAUUUUAAUAACGGUAUACAUUGUAGUGGCAUGCAUUGAAGUUAUCAGGUUGUAUCUUGGGUAUAAAGGAAAUCUAAUGGAGAAGGUUCCAGAGUUGGCAGGAUUCUGGUUACUUACAUUGGUAAUACAGCUACCCCUGAGUAUCUUUCUCAUAGCUAACCAAGGAUCCUACAUUCUACCAAUAGAGUACUCAAUCCAUAUCAUCUUCUUGUUGUUUAUUGGUUUUGAGAUUUUAAUGGGAUUCAUUGCAAUCCGUGUCAUGGCUGACCAUCAAAUGACUAAGUUUCACUUACAGCAGUUUGAUGAAAUACCAGAUUUGGAACAAGAUGGGUACCUGCUUAAUCCUCGCUAUGAAACAAGGGCAUAGUAAUGUCAACUAUUCAUUCUUUUAGUCAUG